This is a messenger RNA of Silurus meridionalis, 2673 nucleotides long. RefSeq names its product XK related X-linked (gene xkrx). The record is from RefSeq and is a predicted model, not a curated record. The transcript is spliced from 4 exons. Lineage: Eukaryota; Metazoa; Chordata; Actinopteri; Siluriformes; Siluridae. Bases 427 to 1872 code for a protein of 481 amino acids. Gene Ontology annotation, cellular component: membrane.
CUCUGGCUCUUCGGGGCGUUGCGUUGGCGCUUUAACCGGCGGGCGCAGGGACCCGCAGAAGCGUUCACGCAGCGCUCUAGCGCGCACACGCCCGUCAGGAAGACGCGCACCUGGUUGUGCUGAUCAUAAACAGCAGACGAACGAAAUGGGUUUUGGGUGUUUAGCGCGUCGUUUCAUGUGCGUGGUUUCCCUGGCGUGCGUUACUAAAGUACGCGGUUCGAUUUGAAAUGUUUUAACGGAGGGCGUCUCACUGGAACAACGCCUUGAGAGCGUGAAGACCCCGGACCACUGUGCAGUGAGGAGAAGGAGACGCGCUGGCACCAACGGGAAAUAUCCCCAGGCUGUUCAGGUCGUGUUUUGCUCGAUCAACAAGAACUUCAGCCUGUAAACUUGAUUCCAAUGUUAUUGUUUUUUUUGUAAAUCGAAAUGAAAAGUAAACACGAGCACCAUCCCGAGUCUGUGAACUCGCUGGGCUAUACGAACAAUAUGGACGAGGCGGUGGAGGAUGACAUCUCUGAGAUCGCACAGCACGCGGUCCCGAACGAGAACGAAGUCGUGCUGGUGAUCAAUCACAGCAAAAUCCGUCCCCCGUUCAGUGUGCUGUGGGCGACUGUCCUCUACUGCGCCGAGUUCAUCUGCGCCUCGGUGCUCUCCAGCAUGUACCACACGAGCGACGACGUCAUAUGGAUGGGCUUGACGAUCACGUUUAUCCUGGUGCCUUCUGUGCUAACUCAGCUGACCUUAACCUUUGUCCAUCGGGAUUUAGGGAGAGAUCGUCCUCUUGUGCUCUUCAUGCACCUGCUCCAGAUGGGACCGAUCAUCAGGUGUGUAGAAGCUUUGGUAGUUUACUUCAAGGCAGGCAGGCAAGAGGAGCCAUAUGUCACCAUCACGAGAAAGAUGAAACUAAAAAACGGAAAAGCCGUCGGCUCUCCAAUGGAAUGGGAGAUUGGUCAUUCGGAGCGCAAGCUGGCCGUCCACCGUGAUGCCUUCAAACGCACAGCCGUCAUCCAGGCUUUCCUUGGUUCCACACCUCAGCUCACUCUCCAGCUGUAUGCUGCCAUUCAGGAGAAAUACAUCCUCCUGCCUGCUAGAGUUACCUUAAUGAUCAUCUCCCUGAUAUCAAUCACAUACGGAGCACUGGUGUGCAGUGUGUUGGCGAUCCAGAUCCGUUAUGAUGAAUACAAAGUGAACAUGAAAGUUGGUACAUAUUUGUGCAUGGUGCUGUGGCGUGGUUUGGAGAUCGCCACUCGUGUCACCACACUGGUACUCUUCAGCACAGCUCUAACCUACUGGGUGAUUCUCGUGGGACUGGGAAACCUGCUCAUUUUCUUUUUCCAGCCGUGGGUGGAGUUCUGGGCACGGAAAGCCUCACUGCCUGAAAACGUUGAUAAGAACCUGAGUAAGCUGGGCACGUGUGUAGUGCUGUUCCUGGUUACGCUGCUUUAUGCCUGCAUCAACAUAUUCUGCUGGUCAGCUGUGCAGUUGAACCUGGCGGAGCAGGAACUGAUAGAGAAACAGCCUCGCUGGAGUCGCCUGGCUUUAUACUAUACACUGCGCUUCUUUGAAAACGUUGGACUUAUUGUUGCCUGGUACUUCUUUAAAUCGGACUUCUACGAGUAUAUAUGUGCACCGUUGCUAGCUGUGCAACUGAUCGUGUGCUAUGGCCUCGCUGUGCUCUUCAUGUUGCUAUUCUACCAGUUUUGCCACCCGGCACGCAAACUGUUCAAGCACAAUGUAGAAGACUGCCUGCAAUGUGCUUGCUGCUGGAGAAAAGAGCACACACUGGUUCCACAGGUCCCACCAAUCCCAGACCCUUCGACUCUGCUGGGGGCACGGGAAACAGAUAUAUUGGAGGACAUGGAGGCAGCUUGACCUUCCCCUGUAAUUUAUUUGAUCAGAUUUGCCCCUCCCAGGCCUUGCAUAUUUGCACGAAUCCAUGAUCAGGAACAUCAUGUGAGCCUUGAUAAGGGCAGUGGGAGCUAUACAGAGACUGCUGCAGUUCAUGUAAAGAAUAAAUCUUAUGUGAUUCCAAGAGUAUCCUCUGCAUGACUAUUUUGAUUUGCCUUGAAAUGGCCUUGAACAAAAAAAAAAAUAAAGCUUCACUGCUGUAAUUUUAGACUUUCACUACUGUGGUGCGCAUUGGCAGGGGAUGAGAUUGUAGUGAGCUGGGGUUUUUUUUGGCUGCUAAAUACCAAAGAAUGUUGCAAAGAAUGAAAUGAUUCACAAAGACAGCCAAAGCAAAUGGCUGAAAUGUCAAUGCUUAGCCCAGGUAUGUUGGAAAAAGGCCAGAUGUCUGUUUCAAGAAUGGAGUAUAUGUGAUCAUUUGGGGGCAUCCCCUGCUUUAUUUAAAAACACAAGCCAGCCAUUCAUUCCCCUCAAGUGCACUUUGAAACUUAUGAAGCAUAUCGCAGAGAUAAGUGAAAAUGAUUGCCUUCCUCAAUAACUUACAGGAAAACACUUUGGGCACGAGCGUUUACCUCAGUUUUAAUUAGCUGUAGGUUUCCUGCAAAAGUACGACCACAAAGAUGUGUUUAAGUGGCGAAAAAAAAAAAACUACAGAGUUAACGUUGUGAGGAUGUUUUGUUGUUUUGGCUUGUUUUGUGCCUGGAUUUUGUGCCUCUGCUAAAUGUAACUUGAAUAUAAUAAUGAUAAUAAAAUAUUUUGAAUGUCUAA